This is a messenger RNA of Striga asiatica, 354 nucleotides long. The record is from the annotation of a GenBank genome assembly. Lineage: Eukaryota; Viridiplantae; Streptophyta; Magnoliopsida; Lamiales; Orobanchaceae.
AUGUACUACAGUACGGGAGGCUCGUGGGUUGAAAGUGGUUACAUCCGGUUGGCACGGGAUGUUGAAUACAAGUGGGGCAUGUGUGACAUUGCUAUGAAAGCCAGUUAUUUGGUGGUAAACGAUCUUUUUGCAGUGUCUCACGAUCACGUGUUUUACUCGAGCAAGUUACACUCUCAAAUUGAAGGGGGUGGGGAUGUCUUUUCAAAUGUUACCAAGUCGCUAUUCAGACGAUACUUUCUCCACAAAAAGGGUGAAGAUGAGAGUCUUAUUUUGAACAGUAGAAAAGUAGUGAACGGUCCACACAAAUUUUCUACGAGAGCGGCACGCAAGACGCACGCAAAGCGCACGGACUAA